GCAUCUCCUGAAAAGGAAGGAAUCCAUUAGCACAAAAGGCAGAAGACCUCUUUUAAAAACUUUUCUGAUCAGUGGGAAUUGCCUGUCGGCCAGCGAAUAUGCAUCUUCAAGCAUCAUAUCUGUGUGGGCUUUAUGCAAACCAUCUCCUCUCUCUCCUUGAAGACAGCAUUGCAGUGAAGUAGGCAAUAACCUCUUUAAUUUCUGCAUUUCUAACUGAGCUACAUCACAUAACACCAAGGAAAUGUUGUUUUGAAAAGACAAAGGACAGCACUGUGCUGUAAAAUGCUGCUGCGCCAUAACUGGGAGAGGCUCCCUCCGAGGACAUUUUCUCGGUGAUACAACAGGAAGUCUUAACACCGAUCGACGCGAGGACGCUUUCGCUCGAAUCGGUGUGGUGUUUUUUUUUUUUAAACAAGAAGCCAAAGAUAAAGGAAGAAAAAAAAGAGGAAGAUACACAGUCGACAUUUCGUUAUUACGGAAAGGAAACGUUGACAAAGUGGCGCCUCUGGGCUGUCGGUUACUGGGCUGACUCGCCCUGGCAACGGCAGUAAUCCGAGAGCUCUCUGGACGGUUGCCAUGAGAGCUCGAGCUCGAGCGCGUUGCAAAACCCCCCACAUCGCCAUAUAAGGUCAUCGGGAAGUCUCUGCGGCAGCAGCCCCGUUGUUCUGUAUGUAGGGGAAAGAGUCACGCGCCGUUCUUUGGCUCGAGGAAAACGUCAGGUCGGACCACUUGUUUUUUUUUUAUAUAUAAGUACUACAGAUCAGAAAAUACAAACUCAAAAGAUGCGGUUCUGUCUUUUGUUUCGGUUUUAAGGUGUGCCACAACAUGUUGCCCGGCAGGCACUCCUUUGUUUGUGUGUGCGUGCGUGUAGCCUGACGUGAAGUCGGUGUGUCGCAGGCCUGUUUUUCUUGUUAUCCACUCUGAGCUCACGCUGCCAAGUGCGCGCAUUCCUCCGUUUGCAGGUCACGGGGCUGCAGACUGCAUUCUUCUCUUUCUAGAUCCCCCCCCCCUCUCCUCCCCCACCGGCCCAGUGAAAUGGGGGACAAACUGAGAAGAAGGUUUUCAUGUAGGUAACAAAAGAGCAACAUUUUGCGUUAAAAUCCGCCAAUGAGGUUAUUUAUAGGCCUUUUGAUUUAAAGGGGGGGGGGCCCUCCUCCUCCUCUUUCGCCAUUGAGCUUUGCGCGCCGCUGACAGACUGGAAUAUUCCACACAGAGGAUUGGCCUCUCUUCUACGCGACAGCUGUCUCUCUGCACGACGAAAAAAAACAAAAACAUUUUUGACAAAUGUUUCUUUCUUUUAUUAAUUGACGAAAGAGGGGUCGUAUACGUGUGGAUAUUUUGUAGCCUACAUCUUCAGGACAAUUUAAUAUCCUUUUUUUCUAUAUGCAACGAUGUGUAUUUGUAAGGCUACCAGUUUCACCUUGUAAGUCAAACAAGCACUUUUUGUACAGCAAUGCGGGCAUUUUUCCCAGCUUGUACAGCCAUGUACUGCUUUGUAGAAGCUAUUGGAGCACAUGAGUACGCUUUUAUGGCUUUUUCUAUGGAGUCAGCAUAGCAGGCAGUCAGGCAAACAGCUUGACUGCCUGCUGCUUUUUUUUCAGCCAUUUAUUUUGACGGAUUGUUCGCUGAAUCAAAUCAGGUAUCCUCUGUGCUUUGUGGUUUUUACUCAUGCUUACACUUGCUUAUUCAAUAUUUUGCCAUUGAUGGUAGGCUCAUGUAUUAUUCUAUUUGAAAUAUUAUCUUUUAUUCUCUAGGUCUUACAUAUUUGCAUAUCUAGUAUCAUUAGUGUAUUUUUCCACAGUAUGCCUUGUGAUGUAGUCACUUAUUUGGCAAUAUUAUUACCUGUCUAUGUUCCUGAAAUGUUCAAAUAAAUAGAUUAUACCCUCAUCCUCAUGUUUUAUUGUUUUGGAAAUUGAAGCAGGUUGCUUUUGCUUUUUGAUGGAUUUUAACACACCUUUACCCUUUUCAAUAUCUUUAGGCCCAUCUUCAAAACACAAUUUUUAGCCUGUCACAAUACUACAGAAAAUGUACACGGUGAACUCACUUCAUGCUGCACAGUAAAAGCUGUAGAAGCAAUGGUAUGGGUUAAACUCCCUUUUAGUUAUGGCGGUAAAUGUGUGUAUUCUGGAAAAAUAUGUGAAAGAUUAUUGUUCUUCAAAUAGGCAAAGGAAAAGUCAGUGCCAGCUCAUCCUCUUAAAGGGACCGCUUGCUCCCAUUUUCCCUACUCCUUCACAGUUAACUGCAUAUUUUCCAACCCGAGACCACCUUAAUGUAUUUUUUUAAUGUGCCUUUGUCGCUUCACUCAACGAGUAAUACUGAGAGAGAGAAUGUUCCAGACCAGAUACUGAAUCAAGUUUCAAGUGAAAAACGCAAACGUUUCUUUAAUCUCUCCAUGCAGACGCAUUCUCUAUGAACUAGUUUCUCCUGAUAACCAAUGUUACACAUUUCUGUAAUUACAACCACCAUCAACUCAGGGUGAGACUAAAAAUAUUAUUUUAUUGCGGAUUGUAGUGUACAAGAGCAUUCGCAAUCUUCCAGAUUAUUUGAUAUCCAGGUCAACUGAACACGUCCAGGCACUCUUUAUUACUCAACAUCUGUUUCAACAUGACUUAAACGCUAAUAAGUUAUACUUCACGCUUUAUAGCAUCGUGUCUCGCACACACGCCACCUCCCAGUUUUUAGCAGCACGAACAUGUUUUCACCUUAUGGUAACGUAUUCUACUUCAGAAUGUAGUAUCCUAAUCCGUUUUUCUUAUUGCUGAUUUGUUUAGUGAGAUGCUGGGUAAAGAUGUCCUCAUGUCGCACCCUGGGAUGAGAGAGAAUAGUUUAUUCUGACAACCCAAUCUGUGAUGUCACUGCUGUGUUCAGCCAUACAGACGGAGUAUGUCUGACACACUGCUUGUAAAAUACCCCUGGGAAUUGAAAUAAUCACGUUAAAUGGUAAAAAAAAAAAAAUACACUUUAACCAAAUUGUUUUUUUUUUAAUUAUUAUUUUUUGUUAAAUCAAUUUGCACAAUUAGAUUCUGCACACAGGCCGGUUAAAUAAUGUAUACAAAUGUAUUUAAAGUUUCUGAGUAUUGAUGUGUUUAUAUUCCUCAUGUUGGUUUUCCAUGAAUAAAAGUGAGUAAUUUAGGUCCAUCGUCAUCCGGCUGAUAUUUAAUGGAUUGCCAUUCAAGGAAUAUUCCACAAUGGUGCAAACAUCCACGCAUGAUAAAGGAAAAUGGCGGCUAACCCCAAAAUAAGCACACGAGCACCUCCACCGUCACCACAGCAGGCCAAGGCCACACAUUCCCAACGUGUUGGAUACAAAUCUAGUAAUCUGUCAUUGUUACAAAAACCUGCUCACUUGACAACAUUCAUGUAGAAUAUUUUCAGCGUUAUCUCGAGCGCACGCACCCCUCUGUUGAUGGAGGCAGUGCUUCUUGCUGAGUGCCCACCCAGAAAAUGAGAAAGGCAUGCACACUCGAUGGGGGGGAAGUGGACCGGCUGGACUCCAUGCCGCUGACUGAUGAUAGGACAGGAGAUGAGUGCAGGGGUAAGCGCAGGACAGGUCGGGUUGGAGGGGGGGGGGGGGCUAUUGGAAACAUCUUCAAUGUGACAGGAACAGGAAGUGGUGAUCAGAGCGAGCUACCCGGUAAAUCAUGAGCCUCAUCUGUUCCACUCUCUCGCUCUCUCUCGACACUGCCUGUACAUCAUCUCAGCCUUUCCAAACACAUGGUCGCCAGGCUCUGCUAUGUAUCUAACUUGAGAGAAGCCUAAGAGAAGAGACUCCUCAGCCCCGCUCCGUCUGAUUGAUUUGGAGGUGAAAUGUCACAAAGCCGUGCUGGGAGUGGGACUGCUAACGGUACCACGAAGAGGGGAGACGAACUUAAAAUUGUGGUAGUGGGAGAUGGAGGCUGUGGGAAGACAUCUCUUCUCUUGGUUUAUGCUAAAGGGGAUUUUCCUGAGAAAUAUGCACCGUCAGUGUUUGAAAAAUAUACCACCACUGUCUCUCUGGGAGGAAAAGAGAUAAAGCUCAACUUGUAUGACACAGCUGGACAGGAAGACUACGACAGACUGCGGCCUCUUUCGUACCAAGAAGCCGACCUGAUCUUAGUUUGCUUUGACGUGACCAACCCGACCAGCUAUGAGAACGUCCUGAUUAAGUGGCACCCAGAGGUGAAGCACUUCUGUCGGGACACGCCGGUCAUCCUGAUUGGCUGCAAGACCGACCUCAGGAAGGACAAUGAGUGCUGCAGGAAGCUCAAAGCCACGGACCAGGCUCCCAUCACCUUCUCACAGGGUGAAGAGAUCCGGCAGCAGAUGAAUGCAGAGCUCUACCUCGAGUGUUCUGCAAAGAAUCAGGAGAACGUGGAAGACAUUUUCAGGGAGGCCACCAAAAGGACUUUGGCCUUUAAUCGAAAACAAAACACCUCUAAGAGGAAGAAGAAGUGUGUCGUUUUGUGAGAUGAACUGAUAAUUGUGGACUUUUUUAAUGCAAGAAGCUGCAGGUUUGUAUGAAAUUUAAAAGGCCUUCCGUCAAUGAAAUUUUACAUGAGAUGUUCAUAUUUUUUAUAUAAAUAUAUAUUUUUGAUGGAAAGUUUUAUACCGUUUCUACACCCAUUUCUUUCUUAAUGUAAAUCUAUAAGAAGUUAGUUCUUGUAUCUUCAAUUCCCAGUACAUCGAUUGAAAUGUAUGAACCUGGUUUAAGUACCGCAAAUAAAUAACAGCUUCCCAAACAGCUUACUUUGUUACUGUAGCUUUAACAGUCUUAAGAAAACCUUGAACAAAAUUCAUUAGUGUGUUUAUAUCCAGUGAAGGCAAACACUGAACUAGUAUCAGUGGGUGGACGCUUUUCUUUACCAGCAGCGCCCCCUAGUGUCAGGAAACCGGAACGUGUGCAAUGGCUGAAUGCAGCGAAAUGAAUUGUAAAUAAAUACAGUUGAAGUUAUUUAUUAGGUCUUGGACAAGAAGCACAAAGAUGGAAAAAUAAUUGAAUUAGGAGUUUAUUAUUAAUAUUUAUUUUACAAUAUUUUACAACAAUAUUUGUACAGAGACAUCGUCCACUGUCUCUUGUUACUGAUCACAUUCAGGCACCAGUUACAGUCUAGAAAUGAAUGAUGACAACAUUGUUCAUCAGCUACAUCGCACAAAUGAGGAAAUCAAGUUGUUUUGUGCGUUCUGGCAGCUUUUGCAUCGAAUGUAACAUUUUGUUCUGUACCUCAACAUGUUUCAAUCUCCCCAUUAAAAUUGACAUGAAAUAUUGUGAUCCUCUUUACCAUGAUUACUUUCUAGAGAAAAAAAAAGACAAACGCUACUAUCUCU
This is a messenger RNA of Pungitius pungitius (ninespine stickleback), 5304 nucleotides long. It is a transcript of the gene rhof, whose product is annotated as ras homolog family member F. Bases 3808 to 4446 code for a protein of 212 amino acids. The record is from RefSeq and is a predicted model, not a curated record. Gene Ontology annotation, biological process: small GTPase-mediated signal transduction. Gene Ontology annotation, molecular function: protein kinase binding; GTP binding; GTPase activity. The transcript has 6 exons. Lineage: Eukaryota; Metazoa; Chordata; Actinopteri; Perciformes; Gasterosteidae. Gene Ontology annotation, cellular component: cytosol.